Molecule: messenger RNA, 579 nt
Organism: Mesocricetus auratus (golden hamster)
Lineage: Eukaryota; Metazoa; Chordata; Mammalia; Rodentia; Cricetidae
Product: diazepam-binding inhibitor-like 5
Exons: 2
Coding region: 183-446 (87 amino acids)
Biological process (GO): fatty acid metabolic process
Cellular component (GO): mitochondrion
Molecular function (GO): fatty-acyl-CoA binding
Source: RefSeq, a predicted model, not a curated record
CAGUACUCCGCUGCCUGGCUUCCGCUCCGUGCGCACGCGUCCUCCGUCCUUCCCAACAAGCGCGCGGCGUCGAGGUCGCCCAAGCCCACAGCGCCCCCUCUCGGCCCUAGCUUCCCAGCCGUCUACCCUCAGCGCCAGGUAUCACUUAGAACAGAGAGGCACACACAGCCUCUGGUGCACCGAUGAGCCAAGUGGAGUUUGAAAUGGCCUGCGCUUCGCUCAAGCAGCUGAAGGGUCCCUUGAGUGAUCAGGAGAAACUGCUGGUGUACAGCUUCUACAAACAGGCCACCCAGGGCGACUGUAACAUCCCUGUCCCUCCAGCCACAGAUGUGAGAGCAAAGGCCAAAUGGGAGGCGUGGAAUGUGAACAAAGGGAUGUCCAAGAUGGAUGCCAUGAGGAUCUAUAUUGCCAAAGUGGAAGAGCUGAAGAAAAACGAGGCUGGCUAAGGACAUUUUGGCAGACACAAGGAAGUAGCAAUGGCACCACUGGCAGGGAAUGGGUUUAAGAACUCCUGAUGGCUGAAACAUACUGAAAGGGUAGCAAGGUUAGCGGAGACAUCAAUAAAUCACUUGACCCGCA